This is a messenger RNA of Ceratitis capitata (Mediterranean fruit fly), 2676 nucleotides long. It is a transcript of the gene slif, whose product is annotated as cationic amino acid transporter 3. Gene Ontology annotation, biological process: transmembrane transport; amino acid transport. The record is from RefSeq and is a predicted model, not a curated record. Gene Ontology annotation, cellular component: plasma membrane. Gene Ontology annotation, molecular function: amino acid transmembrane transporter activity. Lineage: Eukaryota; Metazoa; Arthropoda; Insecta; Diptera; Tephritidae. The transcript is spliced from 6 exons. Bases 719 to 2554 code for a protein of 611 amino acids.
GAACACGACCCGUUCAGAACGAGUUUAGAGCGUGUCGCGUGUGGAGGUGUACAAAUAGAUUGGUGCGUGCUAUUGCAGUGAUCGCGAACGAGGUUGCACAGAAUUGGCAGUGGAAACUUUUCAUUUGUUUGUACCCACGGUGCGGAUACGUUACGGCAGACGCAUAGCCUGCGAGCAAAAAACUUAUUAAUUUCAAAUUUAUGUACAACGUAUAUGCAGACGCGUGCACCAUUUGCAAUAAAUAUUAUUAAAGUAUAAGGAUAAAUGCUUCAAAGUGCGUAAAAUUGUGUAAAAUACAUAUACAUAUACACACUAUUUGCCGACAUUUGCAUGGAAACCAAAAAAGUGUCAGCAAUUAAAUGUGAAAUUUCUUGUAACUGCUGUUGUCGGGCAUGUUGUAAAAAGCCUCUCAUACCAUUAGUGACCAUUGAGCCGAAGAAAGUUUUUAUGGAACGGACGUUUUGAAAGAAAAGAAUAAUUAAAAAGCGAGAAAAAUAAAUUGGGUGAUUUUAUUUGAAUAUUUAUUAAGUCGGCACAGCAAAACGAGCUAAUUUAUUUGUAAUUUAUUUAUAAAAAUAAUUAAAGCCCGAAAGUUGACCAAAAGAGAAGGCGUAAAAUUUGUGUGCAUUUAAACAACCAGCGCUAGAGGACCAGAGAUUCAAUAUAUUCAUCACUUUGCAAAAUUUAGAUAGUCAAAAAAGCAAACUCUUUUGAAAAGAUGUCGAAACUGUGGUCCGCGCUUUCACGUCGAAAAACAGAUGAUGUUGUCGAGAGCGAGUCCCAAUUGGCGCGUGUACUCAAUCUUUUCGAUCUAACAGCGCUGGGUGUCGGCAGUACACUCGGUCUGGGCGUAUAUGUGCUCGCCGGUUCGGUUGCCUACAGUACCGCUGGGCCUGCUGUGACAAUAUCCUUUCUUAUAGCUGCGAUUGCAUCGGCAUUCGCCGGUAUUUGUUAUGCUGAGUUCGCAGCACGUGUACCAAAAGCGGGCUCUGCUUAUGUUUACAGUUAUGUAACUGUUGGUGAAUUUGUCGCUUUCACGAUAGGCUGGAACUUGAUAUUGGAAUAUGUGAUUGGCACAGCGAGUGUGGCACGCGGUCUGAGCGGCUAUUUUGAUGCGCUGAUAAAUAACUCCAUGUCGCAGUCAUUGCAGGAGGCAAUGCCCAUGCAUGUCGAUUUCUUAGCAACAUAUCCUGAUUUUUUGGCCUUCGGUGUGAUCUUACUUUUGGCAGCGCUGCUUGGUUUCGGUGUUAAGGAGUCAAGUUUUCUGAAUAAUAUCUUCACAACUGUGAAUUUGCUCACCAUUGGUGUUAUGCUAGUCGCUGGCGCCAUUAAUGCGAAUCCUGAUAAUUGGACUAUAGCCAACGAGAAUGUGCCGGAGAACGCUGGCACCGGUGGUUUUAUGCCAUUUGGUAUUGCUGGCGUUAUGGCUGGUGCCGCGAAAUGCUUCUACGGUUUUGUUGGUUUCGAUUGUAUAGCCACAACGGGUGAGGAAGCUAUAAAUCCCAAGCGCAAUAUUCCACUCGCUAUCGUUAUCUCGUUGAUCAUCAUAUUCCUUUCAUACUUUGGCAUUUCUACUGUGCUGACGAUGAUGGUGCCUUAUUUCGAAUUGGAUAAGGAUGCACCAUUCCCAAAAGCUUUUGAUAACAUCGGCUGGUAUACCAUCAAAUGGGUUGUUACCAUCGGCGCAGUUUUUGCAUUGACCACCAGUUUGUUGGGCGCUAUGUUCCCACUGCCACGUAUUCUCUAUGCCAUGGGAAAUGAUGGCAUACUUUUCAAGUCAUUCUCCAAAGUACACAACUACACACAGACACCGUUGCUGGCGACCCUUUUGUCUGGCUUAUUUGCUGGUGUAAUGGCGCUUAUUUUCGAUCUCGAUCAGCUGAUCGAUAUGAUGUCCAUUGGCACACUACUCGCCUACACUAUUGUCGCAAUUUGUGUACUCGUAUUGCGUUAUCAAGAUGAUGAUAUGGAUAUGAAGACAGUCUCCGUACGAUGUCCCAAGGUUAUACGUCAAUUCAUCAAUGGCAAUUCCUAUCGUGAACCGAAUGUACUUACAUCAGGCAUUACAAAAAUUGGUAUUGUUGUAUUCGCUGUUAUUUGCAUUCUCUGGGAUACAAUUGAGCAUUUCUAUCCAUUGAAUACAACCGCUGGCGGUGUGGCACUAGGUUUGAUUGGUGUAAUACUGAUAUUGAUCACCAUCGUUAUUGCCAUGCAACCUGUGUCGAGAAUCGAAUUAACUUUCAAAGUACCACUAGUGCCGUUCAUACCCUGUCUGAGUGUAUUCGUGAAUGUUUAUUUAAUGUUCCAAUUGGAUCAGCAUACCUGGAUACGUUUCCUCGUAUGGGUGUGCAUUGGGUAUUUGAUUUAUUUUAUCUACGGUCUGCGCAAUUCCACACAGGUGAGCAGAAAUCGUAAUCAUGCCGAGGCGGCUAUGCGCAUGCAACACACCAAUCAAGCAUUCGAGCCGGACUGGAAGGUGGAGAAUGGUGUUAACGGUGUUAAUGGUGCUAAUGGUGUUAAUGGUGGUGUUAACGGUAUUGUUGAGAAACAAUAAAAGUGCGUUGAUCAUUUAUGCAGAAUUUGAAACGUGUGAAUUGUGUAUAAUUUGCACCGAUUUAAUUUUUUUUUUGUAAUUAAAUUUUAUUUUACUACCAAAUGGCAACUCUAAAAGUUUUU